AUGAGGUUCAUGCAAUGCCCAUCUAUCCUUUCACUCACACUCGCCAUUAGUCUCCUCACCUCGUCACUGGCCGUCGAAACCACGACUAGCGGCACCGGAGGAUGUAAACCAUCUACUUGGGAGCCCAGUACGCCUAUAGGUACUUUUCGUCACCAGCGACCGAUGGCCACACCCAGUGUGCCGCGCAAGAAGGAGCUCGAGGCGGGAGAUAUUAACUGUCGCGGCUGGGCCCAAACAUAUGAGCAUGUUGAUGAAUCGACGUGCCAAAAACUGGCCGAUGACUAUCGCAUAGAUCUUGGUACCCUUUACGACCUAAAUCCGAUCCUGGAGGCAGACUGCAAGAGGAUCAGGCCCUACACAGAAUAUUGUUACACAGGAUACGAGACUGCACCCCAAGUCUCUGCUACAGAGAUGCCGGUAACUGCUUUCUCCGCGUCAUCACCUCAACUGAUGGGAUAUGCGGCCUUGUAA
Messenger RNA from Fusarium falciforme, 471 nucleotides. RefSeq names its product LysM domain-containing protein. NCBI's taxonomy places the organism in Eukaryota, Fungi, Ascomycota, Sordariomycetes, Hypocreales, Nectriaceae. The coding region runs from base 1 to 471 and encodes 156 amino acids. The transcript has 2 exons. The record is from RefSeq and is a predicted model, not a curated record.